Molecule: messenger RNA, 2617 nt
Organism: Contarinia nasturtii (swede midge)
Lineage: Eukaryota; Metazoa; Arthropoda; Insecta; Diptera; Cecidomyiidae
Gene: Elp2
Product: probable elongator complex protein 2
Exons: 5
Coding region: 135-2534 (799 amino acids)
Biological process (GO): tRNA wobble uridine modification
Cellular component (GO): elongator holoenzyme complex
Molecular function (GO): protein binding
Source: RefSeq, a predicted model, not a curated record
UUGAGUUUGACAGUUGUGCGAACAUGUGCGUUUCAAAAUAGUAUGAAAAUUGAUUCAAUUGAUUGAAAAAGUCAACAAAAAGAACUUUUGGACUAAAAGUCAAUAAGACAGUGCAUCAAGUGUUGCGGAUAAAAAUGAGCGCAGAAAAUGUUUACACGUCAAUUGCUUGUAAUCGAACUCCCCAAUCAGCUGACUGGGGUGAAAAUGGUCAAGUAAUUUUUGCCGCUUGUAAUUCCGUUGCUGUGUUCGAGCCCAAUUCCAAUGGUUCCGUGAAAAUACAGAAAACAUUUGUUGAGCAUACGGCCAAAGUGAAUACGGUCAAAUGGAUCUCGAAUCAUGAAUUUCUGUCGGGCGCCUAUGACAAAUUUUGUAUUUUAUGGAAUAUUAAGGAUCAAAAUGCGCCAAAAAUUUGGAAAUUGAUCGGUCAUGAAGAUGGCGUAACAUUCGUGGAUGCAAUUCGUGUCAACGAUCAAUGGUUGAUUGCAACCACCUCACUCGAUUCAACCAUAAAGUUCUGGUCAUUUUCCAUUGAAAAUGAUGCAUACGAAGUUUUCUACACAAUAAAAUUGGGCAGCGGUUUUUGUUUUGCAUUAAAAUUUGCCAUUUUACCAAAUUCAAAAGAUAAAGUUUUGUUGGCAUAUUCAACGGAUAAUCAUAACAUUCAUUUGACAUGCGAACAAAUUGUCGAUGGUAAACGGGAAUUUGUUAAGGUUGAUACAUUAGUCGGACAUGAGAAUUGGGUGCGUGGCUUAGAUAUUGUCAAAUUGAAUAAUACGGAAUUAUUGUUGGCAUCAUCGUCACAAGACACAUUCAUUCGGCUGUGGCGCAUUUCUGCUCGUCAAACCAUCGAACCAAUUCAAAUCAGAAAAAAAGCAAACAUUUUUGCAACAAACGAAGACAUUCAAAUCGAAGAGAAAAUCUUUACGGUAAAAACAAGCGGUGGUAAAUCAUUGAGCUAUGCCGUAACAUUGGAAUCGGUAUUGCUGGGUCAUGAUAAUUGGGUUUAUAGUGUACAUUGGUCAAAAACAUUCGAUAAUCGUUUACAAUUACUGUCCAGUUCAAUUGAUAAAACAUUGAUCAUAUGGGCGAUGCAAGAGGACGGUGUAUGGAUGGAAAAAGUACGAGUUGGUGAAGUUGGUGGUAAUACACUUGGAUUUUAUGGUGGGAAAUUUUCACCGGAUGCAAAGUCAAUUAUUGGCCAUGGAUAUCAGGGUAGCUUUCAUAUUUGGCAUCAAAGCGAAAAUGAGAAUAUUUGGAUACCGGGCAUUAAUGUUGGCGGACACUUUUCCGAAGUGCGUGAUUUAUGCUGGAAUCCAACGGGUGAAUUUCUUCUAACCGUGUCCGCUGAUCAAACGACCAGAUGCCAUGCACCAUGGAAACGAGCAGACACCACUGACAAUUUGACGACAUGGCACGAAAUCGCACGGCCCCAAGUGCACGGAUAUGAUAUGCAGGCAAUUUGUUUAUUGGAACGUUUUAAAUUUGCCAGCGGCGCUGAAGAGAAAAUCGUUCGAACCUUUCAAGCACCCGUCAACUUCAUUGAGAAUUUAAAGAGACUAUGUAACAUUGAAAGUUCCGAACUAGAUGAAAUUAUUGAAUCAACGCCAAAAGGAGCAUCGGUACCAUCUUUAGGUCUAUCAAACAAAGCGGUUUUCGACGAAUCAAUACCAGUCGCUGCUGACGAACGUCAUAUCAAAGAUCAGUAUCCAGAUAAUUAUUUUGUUCCGAUUUCGAUGACCUCUCCACCAACCGAAGAGACUCUAAUGCAAAACACUCUAUGGCCCGAAGUGCAAAAAUUGUACGGACAUGGUUAUGAGAUCUUUGCAUUGAGUGCAACAAGUGAUGGUAAAAUAUUGGCAUCGAGUUGUCGUGCAACAAAUGACGAACACGCACAAAUCAUUUUAUGGGAUACAUCGACAUGGAAACAAAUUCAGAAAUUGCCAUCACAUCAAUUGACUGUGACACAAUUGAAAUUUGCUCCAAACAAUAAAUGGUUGUUGUCCGUGAGUCGGGAUCGUCGAUGGACUCUAUUUGAAAAUGAUACGGCGACUGAUGCCCUUUGUAAUUUUAAAUUAAUCGCAACGACGGAUAAAAAGAAUGGUAUUCAUAGUCGUAUCAUUUGGACAUGUGACUGGACACAUGAUAGUAAACAUUUUGCGACUGGUUCGCGAGACGGAAAAGUGGUGGCCUGGCAACAAAAUGACAAUGAUUCUGGAUGUAGUUUGAAAAAUUAUGGUGCAUUGUCUACAUUGGAAUUGGCAAAAAAUGAGUCAGUCACAGCAAUUGCUUUUGCAUCAUGCUUUGCACCGAACAACUGUGAUUAUGUGGCAGCCAUUGGAUUGGAAAGUGGUUCCAUUCAUAUUUGCACGCUGAACACAAGUUGGACAAUCCUAUUUACAAUUGAUCAAGUUAAUGCACAUCAUUUGACCGUGAAACGAUUACAAUUUCGACCAUCGGCCAAUAAUCCUUAUCAAUUGGCUAGCUGUGGCUCCGACCAUCUCACCCGGAUCUAUCAAAUUAAGUUGAAUUGUUAAAUUUAAUAAUUGUGUCAAACACAUCCAGUUUUUUAUGGACAUAACUUAAAUUAUAUAAAUAAAGAAAAAAUACAAUUAGAAAA